Molecule: messenger RNA, 2382 nt
Organism: Gekko japonicus
Lineage: Eukaryota; Metazoa; Chordata; Lepidosauria; Squamata; Gekkonidae
Gene: DUSP16
Product: dual specificity phosphatase 16
Exons: 5
Coding region: 1-1665 (554 amino acids)
Biological process (GO): protein dephosphorylation; negative regulation of MAPK cascade
Cellular component (GO): cytoplasm; nucleus
Molecular function (GO): protein tyrosine/threonine phosphatase activity; MAP kinase tyrosine/serine/threonine phosphatase activity
Source: RefSeq, a predicted model, not a curated record
AUGAAGAUCAUUCACAACCCCUCCGGAUACAAAGAAGAGUCCGGUGGAUUUGCUGACUUCUCAAGUCGUUUCCCUGGCCUCUGUGAAGAAAAGUCCAUUCUGGUGCCUUCCUGCAUUUCUCAGCCCUGCUUACCCGUCUCCACCACAGGCCCAACCAGGAUUCUGCCUCAUCUUUACCUUGGGUGUCAGAGGGAUGUCCUCAACAAGGAACUGAUGAAGCAAAAUGACAUUGGCUACGUGCUGAACGCCAGCAACACUUGCCCCAAGCCGGAUUGCAUCCCAGACUCUCACUUCUUAAGAGUCCCUGUGAAUGACAGCUUUUGUGAGAAGAUUUUUCCGUGGUUGGACACAUCUGUGGACUUCAUAGAAAAAGCCAAAGCCUCGAAUGGUCGUGUUCUGGUACACUGUCUAGCUGGAAUAUCCCGCUCUGCCACCAUUGCAAUAGCAUACAUAAUGAAGAGAAUGGAUAUGUCCUUAGAUGAGGCCUACAGAUUUGUGAAAGAGAAGAGGCCAACCAUUUCUCCUAACUUCAACUUCCUUGGCCAGCUUCUGGACUUUGAAAAGAAGAUCAAGAAGCAGACCGGCCAAACGGGGCCCUUCAGCAAGCGUAAACUUCUGCAUUUGGAGAAAAGCAAUGAGCAGGUACCGAGUUCGGAUGGCGGGCACAGCAGCAGCCUCCUCACCUCCCCGCAGCUGUGCGCUGCUGCCUCUACCUCGGAGACUGUGGAACAGAACCCAGUGGACUCGCUCGGCCUAGCAGGCCCACCUUUGGCAUCUCUGGAAGACAGCCCGCUGGUUCAGGGCAUCAUCGGACUCCGUGUGUCCUCCGACAAAGUGGAAGACAGUAACAGGCUGAAGCGGUCCUUUUCCUUGGACAUCAAAUCUGUCUCGUGCGUGGCAAACAGUAACUGCCUUCUGGCUUCAGGACAGGGAUAUUCUUCUUUGGAGGACACGUUAGAAUAUUACAAGCAUUCAGCGGCCUUGGAAAGCAGCACCAAGUUAUGCCAGUUCUCCCCCGUCCAGGAGGUUUCCGAACAGACGCCGGAGAGCAGCCCGGAUAUAGAGGAAGCUAAGAUUCCCAAGAACCCCCAGAAGGCCUGGCCCCCCGACGGUCCAAGCAAACGGCAGCACUUAGGGGGAACCACUGGCACCAGCCAGAGGUCGUACCCGCUGCAUCGGAGCGGCAGCAUGGAGGACAACUACCGAACAAACUUCCUCUUUGGCCUCUCCACCAGCCAGCAGCAUCUGGCCAAGUCUGCCACGGGGCUGGGGCUGAAGGACUGGCAUUCGGACAUUUUGGCCCCUCAGGCCUCGGCGGCGUCCCUCACCAACAGCUGGUACUUUGCCACAGACCCCUCUCGCUUCUAUUCUGCCUCCACUUUGUACGGCGGAAGCGCGGCCUACUCCGCCUACAGCUGCAGCCAGCUGCCCACGGGCUGCGAGCAGGCCUACGCGGUACGCAGGCGGGAAAAGCACGGUGCUCGGGGGGACUCGCGGCGCAGCUGGCACGAGGAGAGCUCUUUCGAGAAGCAGUUCAAGCGGAGGAGCUGCCAGAUGGAAUUUGGGGAGAGCAUCAGGUCCGAGAACAGGUCCCGAGAGGAGCUGGGGAAAGUAGGCAGCCAGUCUAGUUUCUCAGGCAGCAUGGAGAUCAUCGAAGUAUCCUGAGUUCGUUCCACAACCGUGUGACUUUCCCCUCUUGGCCGGGGGGGCGGCGGAGCAGUCGUCAAAUAAUUUCCCUGUAAAUCUGAAAUUUCAAAAUGCAAACUGUGGGGCUUCUGUGUGAAAGAAGUGAAUCUAUACAGUGAGAACGAGUGAAUAUAUAUAUAUUAAAAGAGUAAUUAAAUGGUAAGCCUAAUAACUGCACAGGGCAAUCAGCUGUUUUAUCAGGGUUUUUUUUAAAUUCCCCGACAACUGAAGCAGUUACAAAGAACUGCAAGUUCUGAUCACAGUAAAGGAAUCUUUCUUUAUCAGACAGGCAAAUCUUAUCAGUCCUACUGAAUUAUUCUACAAGAAAAGAAAACGAGGCCCACCUUCUAGCUGAUUCUGUUCUCGAAGUUCUUCAGCAAUGCACCUGUGCCAGUCUGAUGGAAAUGUCCUAUUUCAAGGAAAAUGAAAAUGUAACCCGCCCCCCGCUUUUUGGUAUCCAGGCUGCGCUGAAAGCCAGCUAGGCCUUUGGCCAGACAUUGUAAAUGGUGACUUGGUGGACAGAUCUCACAUUCUGUUUGACAAACCAGUACCUCAAAUGAAAAACAUGGGCAAGUUUUUCUGGCUACCAGAUGAAACAAUGUGAAGAAAAAAAAGCGCGAGAGUGCUUGCUUGUUUAGUUUCAAGCGUGGUAUUAAAUGUUGAUGGUCAUCUGUGUGCCUCCCUGUCUCUGGUUCA